This is a messenger RNA of Clunio marinus, 5568 nucleotides long. NCBI's taxonomy places the organism in Eukaryota, Metazoa, Arthropoda, Insecta, Diptera, Chironomidae. The record is from the annotation of a GenBank genome assembly.
UCUAGAGGUUUUGGCCACCUGUUGAAUGCCAAUCGCUGUUUGACAACUUUUGCUUUUUAAUCUUAUGCAUAUUAAAUCAUCGUUUAAAAGCGAUGUUUUGGAGGGUUUUGCAAGUCAUUUGAGCCUUCAAACGUUAAUUUUUAUUAUAGAUAAACUUAAUUUUAAAGUCAGGCAGAACCUGCAAUAAUAAUUUUAAGCACUAAAACGUUAACGUUAUGUCAGAUUCGUGACGUUAAUAAAACGUAAGCGUGAACUUUACGUAAAGUUCUAUCGCAGGUAGCCGAAUUUUAAUGUGUUUUGCGAUGAUUCAACACUAACACAUGUCAAUUCUCAACACAUAUGGAACAUUUUCAAAUGGAACCCUUACAUGCCUUUUUUGCUGUUUUGUUAUUUCAUAUUCUUCAUUUUAAAGCGAAUUACAGAACAGUCAAAACGAACUUCUUUCGUUCCCGCGUUUCGUUGGUGAAUAAAUAGUAUUCCAUAGAAAUAUUUGUCUAUUAACUCACUAUUCAGAGAAUAUCGUCCUCUGCAGAGGUUCAUUCAUAAAGUGAUUAAGAUUAUUGCUCUAUAUUCGGCUAUCGUCACAUAAGUGAAAAAAGUCGUUAAAAAGUUCGUUAAAGACGCUUGAGAGUCGGAAAAAAUUAAAAUUGCUAAAGAAUAAGAAUACUUGGUGCUGAGAAAACACCACGAGAGAGCAAACGAAAGAGAAUUGUGGAAUCGAAACAAUAAGAAGAAAAAAAAACGAUCAUUUUCGGGUGAUUUUUGCUUUCUGAGGGUUCAGUUUAGUUGUGCAUUGAAAGUUGUUUGGAAAGCGACCAAAAAAUGGUGUCUGGAAAUAAAAUGCUUAAUGUUCGUGUCACGACGAUGGACGCUGAGCUGGAAUUUGCCAUCCAGCAAAGCACCACCGGCAAACAACUCUUUGACCAAGUCGUCAAGACGAUUGGAUUACGUGAAGUUUGGUUCUUCGGCUUGCAGUAUACAGACCCGAAAGGUGACCUCACGUGGAUUAAACUCUACAAAAAGGUAAUGAGCCAAGAUAUCCAAAAGACGGAUCCAUUGCAGUUUAAGUUUCGUGCCAAGUUCUAUCCAGAAGACGUCGCCGAGGAAUUGAUUCAGGACAUAACUCUUCGCUUGUUCUAUUUGCAAGUCAAGAAUUCCAUUUUAUCGGAUGAAAUUUAUUGUCCCCCUGAGACUUCCGUUCUGCUUGCUUCGUAUGCUGUUCAAGCACGUCAUGGAGACUUCCAAAAGGUGACGCAUGGUCCUGGAUUUUUAACAAACGACAGAUUACUUCCACAACGUGUCAUUGAUCAACAUAAAAUGUCGAAAGAUGAAUGGGAGACUUCCAUCACCACAUGGUGGCAAGAACAUCGCGGCAUGUUGCGUGAAGACGCAAUGAUGGAAUAUUUGAAAAUUGCUCAGGAUCUGGAGAUGUAUGGCGUGAACUAUUUCGAAAUUCGUAACAAGAAAGGCACUGAAUUGUGGCUUGGAGUUGACGCACUCGGAUUGAAUAUUUACGAGAAAGAUGAUAAAUUGACACCGAAAAUUGGUUUUCCAUGGUCAGAAAUUCGUAACAUUUCGUUUAACGACAAGAAAUUUAUUAUCAAGCCAAUUGAUAAGAAAGCUCCCGACUUUGUGUUCUUCGCACCACGCGUUCGCAUCAAUAAACGUAUUUUAGCUUUGUGCAUGGGCAAUCAUGAACUUUAUAUGCGUCGUCGUAAACCAGACACUAUUGACGUUCAACAAAUGAAAGCUCAAGCUCGUGAAGAGAAGAAUGCUAAACAGCAAGAACGUGAAAAGCUUCAAAUGGCACUUGCUGCACGUGAACGUGCAGAGAAGAAGCAACAAGAGUAUGAAGAUCGUUUACGAACCAUGCAAGAAGAAAUCAAUCGUUCACAAGCGAACUUAAUGGAAGCUCAAGACAUUAUUCGUCGAUUGGAAGAGCAAUUAAAGCAGUUGCAGCUAUCAAAGGAAGAACUCGAACAGCGUCAAAACGAACUUCAAGAUAUGCUUCGUCGAUUGGAAGAAAGCAAGAAUAUGGAAGCAGUCGAACGUAUAAAGCUCGAAGAAGAAAUUGCCGCCAAGCAGGUUGAAGUUGCUCAUAUUCAAGAGGAAGUUGCCGCCAAAGAUUCCGAGACGAAGCGCUUGCAAGAUGAGGUUGAAGAGGCUCGACGCAAACAGCAAGAAGCUGCUGCUGCUUUAUUGCUUGCAACACAAACGCCUCAACAUCAUCAUUUGGCUGAAGAGGGCGAUGAGAAUGGUGAUGAUGAUGAUAUGACUAAUGGCGAUAACGGUUCAGGUGGUGGCGAUGUGUCACGCGAUUUGGACACUGAUGAACAUAUCAAGGACCCUGUUGAAGACAGACGCACCUUGGCUGAGCGUAACGAACGUUUGCACGAUCAACUUAAGGCUUUGAAGCAAGAUUUAGCUCAGUCUCGUGAUGAAACGAAGGAAACAGCCAACGAUAAGCUUCAUCGGGAGAAUGUACGUCAGGGACGUGAUAAAUAUAAGACAUUACGUGAAAUCAGAAAAGGAAACACGAAACGUCGUGUGGAUCAAUUCGAGAAUAUGUAAAAUGAUUGUUUGAAUGGAUGGGGAGGGAACGAUGUAAAUAUCAAGCAACAACUGCACUUAAACUUUAUCUGAUGAUGCUGAGCUACCAACAAAUUCAUUCAACAACACACAAAAGUUAUAACAACUACAUUUCGAUAAAUAAGAUAUUUAGACGGAUUUUUCUUUUUGAUUUCUUAGUAAGAACUUCUAUUUUUUUCCAAUUUAUAUAAAAAAAUAUUCAGGAUGAAACAAACAAUUCUAAUUCAUAAAUUAAGUAAGAAUUGACAUUUUGGAUGUUUUAUGAAAUUCCACAUAAGCAUGUAAAUGAUGAGCUUAAUACGUUGCAUGAUUAUGAUGAUCGUUUCUUAAGAUCACAAAUAUUUUUAUACGCAAUAUAAUAGGGAAAAAGCUUCAAAAUUACUCGUUAACAAAAGUAGUUGCUUCAAAAAUUUAAUUAAAUAUCGACAGUAGAUCUUUAGAUCUAAUCAAAAGUCUUAUCUAAGAAAAUUCUAAAUUUGAGAGAAAAAAAUUUUCCGUGAUAAGUUUUCGACUAAUUAAAGAUGAUUUAUUGAAAGGAAAGUUAAGCCAUUACCACAAUUUUGUCGUAAAUUUGUUGAAUAUGAAUAAAGUUUCUUUUUUUUUCUUUUUUGCCUAAAUAUGCAACUUUUUUACUUCUACACUUGUUUAGUUCUUUAUAUCGUAAGUUAUUCCAUCAACAUUAUAACGAAAAAGUUUGUCAAUUGACAUUUGCUUGAUAGAAAUGAAAUGAAAGUUAAGAUAAAAUAAAUUUGAAAUACUUUCUUUUUUAUUUUUCUUGCAGUCGUAACAUAGAAAAAGAAAAUUUUAGUAACAAAAUAAUAAUGAACGAAAGUAUUAAAAUAAAGAAAAAUAAUUUUGCACUUUUAUAUCAGAGAAGAAAAAAUGUUAAAAGGCUUAAGCUUAAUAAUCGAAAAUAAUAAAAGAAAAAUCAAUUUUUAGGCUUAGAUUUUAAAACUAACUAAAAAAAUGUAGGAGAAAAUGCCUCCAAAUCGAUGAUUGAAAGAAAUUUAUCAGAUUUAUUAUCUUCUUUGCGUAAUUCAUAAGGAAAAGAAAUCAAAAACUGAGAAUCGAGGAUUUGUAACUGGAUAUGUAUUUUAGAUUAAAUAUUAAUGUCCAUGUGCGUCGAAGUUAAUAAGCACGAUGAAAGAAAUGAAAAACAAAUGGUGGCCUUUACAAACAUAUUAUAAAUAAUUAAAGAAAAUGAAAAGCAUUAAAUUAAUCCGAAAGACAUUUUUCCCAUCUUCCCCAUGCUACCGAAAACUAAAUGUGUAAAAUAUCAAUUUUCUUUCCGUGAAACACAUUUUUUUAAUUUUAAACUUUUUAUUAUUAUUCAUAUGGUUAAACAGAACAGAAAAAAGCAAAUUGAAAUUUCAACUUAAAGAAAAGGAAUUUUCUGUUAAUUAUUAUGUUAAAAUAAUUUUGAUGUAUUAUUUUCAAAUAAUAAAAAUUUAAAAAGAAUUUGUUAUCGUCGCCUUUUCAUUAAUGUUCCAUUGCAGGUGCUUCGAUGUCGUUCGUACUGCUUUCGAUAAAGAAAAUCUUGCUUACAAUAUUCACAAGUGUAAAUCUUUGAUGCUUCUUUGUGGACACUGAACAUGUGCUCUUUGAGAUUAUAACUGGCUGUAAAUGAUUUUGAACACUGCGUGCAAUGAUGAUUUCUCUGAUUGAAAUGGACACCUAAAAUAUGACGAGUAAUUCCUGAUUUGUCGCGAAACGUUUUCUCGCACCAAUUACAAGAAAAUUUCAAAUUUUGAUGCGAACGUUUGAUGUGAAGUUGCAAACGAUCCAAUUCGAAGAACGGUCGACCACAGAAGUUGCAGCAAUAUCGAGGAGCAGCAAAAUGAAUUUUGUAAUGUUUUUCAUAUGCAACCGCAGAAGGAAUUUUGCAUCUUAAACAGAGUGGACAGUCCGUUCCAGCGUAAUCUUUAUGCUCUAUUUCAACGUGUUUCUUCUUAGCAACUCCCAAAGAAAAAGUUUCAUUGCAAAUGUAACAUUUAAAUGGUCGUUCAUGAGGAUCUCUGCAGUCGGUGAAUAUCGCAAGAUGCUCAUGAAGUUCCUCAUAAGUGUUAAAGUCAGUUUGACAACCUUUGCAUUUGUUACUUUGCGCAGGUGGAAUUUUAUGACGACGAUGUUGAUGAUUUUCGAGAUUUCGUUUGGAUUUCAACACUUCUGGGCACAGCAUGCAAGGUUUGUUUUUUCCUCUUUCAUGUGCUGCAAAAUGUUUUGCCAUGUUUCGUUCCAUUUGAUCUCUGUCUUCAUCCGUAUUGAAUUCAUAGCUGCAGAUUCCACACACGAGAUUAUUUUUGUCUCCAAUUUGAUGAACUUCCCAUUCGUGAUUUUUUAGACUUGCUUCGUAGUUGAAUGAGACGUUUGGAUUACAAAGCAUGCAAAAGAAUUUUGUUACGACGUUUUCAACGAAUGUGAAUUCACCUGGUUCAGAAACUUCAAUGCUAUAAUCCUCAGUGAUCACAUCUUGUUCCAAAUACUCAAUCUCUUCAUACAUGUCGUUUGUGGCCUGAAAAGUUUCGUCGAUAACUUCAGCGACUGUUUCUCCUGUAAAUUCCUCAACUAUUUGAUAUUCCACAGGUUCUUCAUAAACUUCGUAAUCAGGUUUAAUAUCAGCUUCAUCUCCUUGAAUCUCGAGUUCUUGCACUUCAAAAUAUUCAUUUUUAACAUCAGCAACUGGCAAGAUUUCGCCUGUAAGUUCUUGAACUUUCUCUUUCAGUUUCGAUUGAAAUUUUUUUUCUAGAUUUUUUAAUGUUCUGUCAGUAUCUAGACAUUUGAUUUUUAAAUCAUAUGAUGCGCAUAUAUCAUUAAAACAUUUUCUACAUAGUGUUUUACUAAAAUUGUCACUUUUCGCUAUUUUUAAUCCACAGACAAAUAGUAGCUUUUCCUCUAUUGCAAUACCUUUAAUUCGUUUAUAUAUUGAAAAUUGAUCAAUAGUAGUUUCACCUAGACAGACUCUACAUUGAUUAUCGUCCA